UUGCGUGUGUGUAUAUGUAUCGUUUCAAGGCGCAUAGUCCUGCGACGACACGACAGCUGAUCCAUGUGAUUGUUUACCAGCGCAAACAUGAAAAAUCACUUGCAAUAACGGUUGUACUGUGUUAACCGAAAAGGCUACGUUAUUAUUCCCCUUCAAGUAUGGGAUGCUGCUACAGUUUCUGUAAAGAGGACAGCGGUCCGCAGGGUGGAGAGGCGAACGAAAGGACGCACCUGUUGGUGGAUCCUGUCAGCAACAACACAAAUAUACUAAGAGUACAUAGCGAUGAUUACGUCAACCAAUAUGCAAGUUCUGUGCCUAAAAAGACGGACGAACAAAGUGCAUUAAAUAGAAUUUUACACGAAACUGCAGCCAACGUCAUAGACGUUGGUGCGUUAGACUCACAUAAUCUCGAACAACACGAAUACAUGGACAGGGCACGUGCGUAUUCAAAGAGAAUAGAAUCGGGAAGAAUUGCGCUCCCUGAGACCGCGUCUUGCUUCCUCAAGGACAUACCUGCGCCAGAACGAACAUUGGCAGUUGAACCCCUGGCAAGUGGAGAUCAAGAAUUGAUUACUGAAAUGCUCAACAAGGCUGUGACGGCGUUAGGCGAUGUGAAAGUUCAACAUAAGGAGGACCUGGUGGUGCCGUUUCUAUCGUGAUCGAUGGCUGUCCCCGAAAUUCACUUAUAAUCUUAUCACAUCUCUGACUGGGACUUCAACGUUCACGCUGCACUGAAGAACAUAUAUCUCUUCGGAAAAUAAGUCGGCCUAAGGCCGAAUCGCAAUUCUAGCGUUUGCUGAGGGGAAGGAAUACGCAUAUUGUAACGCGGAUUAAGAUGUAGUAUAUUAUACAAAAUGUUACGAGAUAUUGAUAUUGAUAUUCGCUUGCUGUAUAACAAUGGCUUCGUCCGAUCAUCGGAUAGGUACUUCUCUCUUUUACUUUCGAAGUUUAGGAUUUAAGGAUGUGCGCCGGAAAUUCCCCGCACAGUUUAUCAUUAUCGUCUAUUAGUGCAGUUUUUAUGUGAAAGAUUAAUUUGUCACCAUAUAGUCCUCUAUAUCGACGUAUAUACAUUCGUAAAAGCGGAAGAAUACUAUUUUAUCAUUGUUCAAUAAAUUCUAUCGAAUCACA
Dinoponera quadriceps is the source of this 1128-nucleotide messenger RNA. It is a transcript of the gene Lamtor1, whose product is annotated as ragulator complex protein LAMTOR1. The transcript has 5 exons. Gene Ontology annotation, molecular function: molecular adaptor activity; guanyl-nucleotide exchange factor activity. The record is from RefSeq and is a predicted model, not a curated record. Gene Ontology annotation, biological process: cellular response to amino acid stimulus; endosomal transport; positive regulation of MAPK cascade. Gene Ontology annotation, cellular component: Ragulator complex; lysosome; membrane raft. NCBI's taxonomy places the organism in Eukaryota, Metazoa, Arthropoda, Insecta, Hymenoptera, Formicidae. The coding region runs from base 159 to 659 and encodes 166 amino acids.